Rotaria sp. Silwood2 is the source of this 1252-nucleotide messenger RNA. The record is from the annotation of a GenBank genome assembly. NCBI's taxonomy places the organism in Eukaryota, Metazoa, Rotifera, Eurotatoria, Philodinida, Philodinidae.
CUGUGGACUCCAGUGGACUCUGUGUACUCUAAGAGUACAGGAGUACGUCGUUUCCUCCUUGUUCCAAACGCAUUCAGAGAAGAAGAAAUAAAUAAUCGAAAAGUUAUCGAUCCGAUAAUGGAAUGUGAUUCGAUUACUAUAAUACAAAACAACUGUUCCAUUCCUUAUUUUCUGUUAAAACAAUGUUAAAUGAAAGAUUUUUGUGACAAACGAAUUUAAAGGAGUUUUGGCGUACAUGGGCUAGAAACUAGGAUCCAUUCCAUAUAGAUCUGGGCAAAACCAUUGAAUAUGCAUCACAAACCUUGACGAGCAUCUUGGAAAUUGUCUCAUUGUUGGUACAAAUAACAGCUAUGUCGUGUGUCACAUUUUAAUUUUGCAAGGUUUCCAUUAACAGCAUUUAUACUCUUCAAUUACAUAUCGUUUAUUUGUCUGAACAGCAAUAACAUAUAAAAAACAGAAUAAAACGAAACACAACGUUGUUUUCAGGUUGAAGUUCAACACCAUAGAAAUACAAUACUCAUGAUUGAUCCUAUCAAAUACCGAUAAAAUGAAGCCAAAGGUAAACUAUCUUUUUGUUUACUGUUAUCAAUUUUUCGAUAUUAAAUAAUUACUUGACGUCUCAUAUUUCUUUUCUUAUUUCCGAUAUUAAAAAGAGCUUCAAUUGUCUUUUCAUUAAUCAUUUACUUACAUAUAUUUACAACAUAUGAUGUUGUACUUCAGAAUCAUUUCUCUCUUGAUUGUAAUUUUCAUAUUACAUCCAGUUUAUAGUUCAUAUCGUUAUAUGGGUUGUUAUAUAAAUGCAUUUUAUAAUAGUUAUUUUAUAAGUUCAUACAUGGAACCAACAUUAUGUUUUCGUUUAUGUGAAACACCGAUAAUUUAUAUACAAGCCUCAAUAUGUCGAUGUUCAGGUGGAGGUCUAAUGGAUUAUAAUCGACAAAGAGAUAAAUUUUGCAGAAUAGCAUGUCCAAAGCCAGGUGAUCGUCGAUUUAAAAGUAAUAAUACAUGUGGUGGUUUAGGAACAUAUUCAGUCUACGUUGAAGAACAUUUUUAUACUCAACAUGCUGAGUUAUUUAACUAUCAAAUUCAAUUUGCAUCAUGUCAGUUAUGGAAUAGUUCUAGUUAUUAUGAUACAUUUCAAGUUAAAAUUGAUGAAUCAUCUGUUAAAUCAUCAUUGAAUAGAUUAGAACGAUGUGCAGUCGCAUGUCUUGAUCAAAAUACUACAACAAAAUCAAUAGGUAGGAGAAACAUUUAA